Trametes versicolor FP-101664 SS1 is the source of this 995-nucleotide messenger RNA. RefSeq lists its product as uncharacterized. The coding region runs from base 147 to 995 and encodes 282 amino acids. NCBI's taxonomy places the organism in Eukaryota, Fungi, Basidiomycota, Agaricomycetes, Polyporales, Polyporaceae. The record is from RefSeq and is a predicted model, not a curated record. The transcript has 2 exons.
CCGGAGGGUGCCACUCGUCCUUGGACACUGACCUACAAUCCGAGCUAGAGCUCGCCAGCGCCUACCUUGCCCUACACUCCUCAUCUCCUUCGGCCUCCGACAAUGCCGCGGCGCACGCCUAUGUGCCACCGGCGUCUCUUUCGUGCAUGCCUGAGCCCGAUCCUUUCGCCGACGUCCCGUACGACCACUUGUACCCGAACACCAUCUCACCGGUCCUCCAGUCAGCUACCGAUAUACAUGAACUCCCGGCCAUGACCAUCGAGCCGUGGAUGCUUAGAAGCACCAUCCCAGUCGAGAGCGCCUAUUCGACCAUCGCAGACGCGCUCGGCCCGGGGUGCUGCCCCGCGGACGUGUUCGCGCCGCCUCUGCCUCUGCCUCCACCUCCGCCUCCGCCGCUGCCUGCCAGUACCACCGCGCCUUUGCAGCCUGAGAAGACCCGCGGCUGCCCGAAGAAGUCACAGAAGAAUUCGCGCCAGCGUAAAAACACCCGCAUCUGCGAACAGGCUUCCCCCGCUCCUCCGUCCUCUCCCUACCCUUCCUCUCCCGCCGCAUCGUCGACGUCGACGUCGUCACGCGCGUCGUCCCAGCCAGACAUCAUCCCGACCACGCGCCGCAACGACCCCGUCUUCCCCGCGUCACAGCGCCGCGUCACCUCAAGCAAGUGGGAGUGCCCGUACUGCAACUACGUGCAGCGCAAGCGGCGCGGGCCGGACAUCCGGCGGCACAUCGAGACGCACAAGCGCGACGCGAAGAGCACGGCGUACAUGUGCUGCGGGGUCCCGCUCGCGGACGCGGCGGAUCUUGGAGUGCCCGCGAAGGUGAGGGGCGAGGAUCCGGUCGAGUACGCGGGGAUAAUGAUGGUGGGCGGGUGCAGGAAGACGUUCAGCAGGAAGGAUGCGCUGGGGCGGCAUCUCCGCAAGUAUGAGGGGGUGUGCUUUGGGGACGUGCACGCGCCGUAUCUGCUGGGGAACAAGCGUAAGGGCGGGUCUCAUUGA